Cimex lectularius (bed bug) is the source of this 2576-nucleotide messenger RNA. Its product is annotated as serologically defined colon cancer antigen 8 homolog. The record is from RefSeq and is a predicted model, not a curated record. Bases 164 to 2470 code for a protein of 768 amino acids. Gene Ontology annotation, cellular component: centrosome; centriole. The transcript is spliced from 13 exons. Gene Ontology annotation, biological process: neuron migration; centrosome cycle; tube formation. NCBI's taxonomy places the organism in Eukaryota, Metazoa, Arthropoda, Insecta, Hemiptera, Cimicidae.
UGGACCGAGUUUUCAUCGCUGUUGGUUGUUAUGAUUGAUUGUUGUCUCGGGCGGUGGUACCGGGUGGUUCUGAACGUUCCGUGCGACAUGGAACUCCGAGGAAAAAGCUAGAGAAGCUGGCAACAGAACUUUUCAACACUUCAAACAGUCAACACCUCAGGAAAUGUUCAGAGCGAAAAAGUGCAAACCACGAAGGUCUCCUAAAAUGGAUCUCUUUAGGAAAAGGACCACCACUUCCGACUAUUCAGACCUCGCUUACAGAGAAGCAGUUUCAAAGCUUAAAUACUUACUAGCUGAAUCUUACACGCCCAUCACCGUCCAAAAAUUCACAACGGGAGGACCACUGUAUAAAUUACCUUUACUAAGCUCAUAUGAGCAUUUAGGAGGAUCUGAUUCGUCUAUUCGCAAAUAUCUAAAACCGAGAGCACUGAACGAAAAAAAACAAACAGAAUUAUCUACAAAAACACCACCUGAAUUUAUGUCCUACAUGAAACAACAAGAGGAAUACAUCGGACAUUUAGAAAAGGAAAGCCAAUCUUGCAGGGAUGAACUUUCAAAGAUGUUAGAAAAAAUAAGAGAUGUAAUUGCUGAAAAUGAAAAAUUGCGUGAAGCAUGGAAAACACAUAAUGGUUCGGGAAUCGAUGAUUCCGAAGAAGAAUCAGAAAUUUCAUACAAGGAUGGAAAGAAAAAAUACUAUAAACACAUAAUUCCUCCUAAUAUUGUGUUUGAAUCUCGAAUUAGUGAACUGGAAGCUCAAUUGACCCAGAGCAAAAUCGAGCUCCGGAAAGCACAAGACGAGGCCAAUUUUCUCAAAACGCAAUCGAAAAUUGAUUGCUCAUCGCACUAUCCACAGGAAAACAAUAAACAAAUUGAGGCCCUUCAAAGAGAAAGGGAUGAAUUAAAUGAAACAAUCUCUAAUCUCCAGUCACUCAUAAGUCAAUUAAGGGAUAAAGAAGCGUCUGCUACACAAAAAGUAAAAAGAAGCUUGGAUCUUGUUGACCAAGCUCACUUCGACAAGAACCAGGUAAUUGAUGCUUUGGAGUUGGAAGUUCGCCGUCUUAAAAAUGAUAUUGAUUGUAUGAACGAUAAGCAAAGGGAAAUAUUACAGGAUUCCACAAGAAGAGUCAAUGAAACAGAAAGAAGAUAUGCCAUGCAAAUAGAAAGGUUGAACAAUGAUUUGGCAACUCAGUGGGACACUACUAACAGGCUUAAUUUGGAACUGGACCGGAUUAGGCGGGCUGAGCAGGAACUGAGGAGAGACCUUGCACAAAAAAACUCAAUAAUAGAAGAUUUAAAGAAAGAACUUUUAACAAAGACAAGUAAUCUUCAAACCGAGGCAUUGACGGCAGGGGCAGAAAGAGAAACUUUGGAAUCGGAACUUACCAACUCAAAACUUGCGAUAGAAAGGGUUGAAAGAAACAGUAGGCAGGAAAUAGCCCGUCUACAAGCUGAAGUCACAUCCUUGAGGCAGAGGCUUGACAGAGCUGAUGGGGAUCUUCUUCAUUCUAGAAAAGAAAACCUACGACUCACUGACAACAUAGCAUCACUUGAAAAAGAAUUGGAGCUUGCAAAAACCGCUAAGGAGAAUGUCAAAGACACAAAAAGAAAUGACGAUCUUGCAGCAAUGAUCAAAGAAAUGGAUGCUAAGCAUGCCCUGAGUGUUUCCGAGCUUGAAGGCAUGAUCCAGUCACAGACGCAACUAAUGGAAAAACUAAAUAAUGAGUGCCAAAUGCUAACAGAACGGCUUGAAGAUUCUUCCGCUAGGCACAAGGAGGAAAUGGCCAGCCUACAAAGUAAUAUAGAAUAUCUUAAUAGUAAACUAGAAGCUCCUGUAAAUUAUGAUAAUCAAGAAUGGCGAGAUGAUGGAAUGGUGAAUAAUUAUGGUGAAGAUACAAGGCAAUAUGUAGGCACAACUGAAGAUGGUAGAGAAUUAUUGCAAGGCGACAAUUAUGAUCCAAACAUAAAUGGAGGGUACCCGCAAAAUGGCAAAUAUCAGGUGGAUGCAGAGUACCCUAAUGAUCAAGUGUAUGGAGGACAAAGGGAUGAUUAUGAAAGCGAGGCAUACCAACAAGGAUAUCCAGAAGGCGAAGCGUACCCACAAGAAUCUGCUUAUCAAGUCGAUCCCAAUUAUCAAACAAAACCUGAUACGUAUUCUGGAGACGCAAACAACCCAGCAGAUCCAAACACUUAUUUGGCCGAUACUUACAAAGAACAAACAGACUACACGACCGAUAACAAAUAUGAAACGAAUCAGGAUUACCCCACUACAGAGACAACCGAUUAUCAGCCUGAUGCGACAAAGUCUAUUCCAGAAGAAAACAUUACCAAAAGUGAUCCAGACCCAAACCAAGAUAUUGAAAAAGUAAACCAAAAUGUAAACCAAGAUAUUACACAAGUUUUGGGAGUAGAUGCAAAUGGAGGAACGGUUGUGGCACAGCAGGAAGAAUUCAUCCCACAAACUGGGCAAUAAUUAUUCAAAGACCUCAGUCACCACUUCUGUUAUUUCAUCUUAUUUUAUUCAUUAAUUUAUACAAAAUAUUAGGUGAUUUUAAUUCAAUUAUUUAUUGUUUAAGAAU